AUCGAGCAGAGUCUCAGUCCCCAGUCGUGCUACAACGAGCGUGUUCGAAUACUCGAAAGUAAGAAAUUUAGUUUUUCCAUUUGCAAGAAGAAAAAGUAAAACAAGGCAAAAGAAAAUGGUGGUGAAUUUCAAAGUCUACAAAAAAUGUUCACCGAACGGAAAAAUAGCAUUGUACUUGGGAAAACGAGAUUUCAUCGAUUACCUGUCGGGCGUCGAGCCCGUGGACGCGGUGAUAUUGCUCGACCAGGAGUACAUUGAUUCCGGUCGGAAAAUAUGGGGUCAACUGGUUUGCACGUUCCGUUACGGACGCGAGGAGGACGAAGUGAUGGGUUUGAACUUCCAGAAGGAUCUUUAUCUCGUUUCCGAGCCUCUGUAUCCACGAGAAUCGAAGAUGGAGGCUAAUUUGACGAGAUUGCAGGAGCGCCUUCUGAGAAAAUUGGGACCGAACGCGAUACCUUUCACCUUCAAUUUUCCGCAAAGUGCGCCCUCCAGCGUGACUCUUCAGCCCGGACCGGACGAAACUGGGGAACCCUGCGGGGUCAGUUAUUACAUAAAAAUAUUUUCGGGUGAGAACGAGACCGAUUUGAGCCACAAGCGCAGCACCGUCAACCUUGGCAUACGAAAAAUUCAGUACGCCCCAACGAAACAGGGAAGACAACCGUGCACCGUUGUCAGAAAAGACUUUCUUCUCAGCCCCGGUGAACUCGAGCUCGAGGUCACUCUCGACAAACAAUUGUACCAUCACGGUGAGCGGAUCGCCGUGAACGUAUGCGUGAGAAACAACAGCAACAAAGUCGUCAAGAAAAUCAAAGCUCUGGUGCAGCAAGGCAUCGACGUCGUGAUAUUCCAAAACGGACAAUUCCGCACGGUCAUCGACGCUGUCGAGACUCAAGACGGUUGUCCCAUAAGCCCAGGCUCGACUUUACAGAAAGUCUUGUACCUCAAACCCGAAGUCGACAACAAUCGAAACCGACGUGGCAUCGCCCUCGACGGUAGACUCAAACGGGAAGACAGCGAAUUAGCUUCGAGCACAUUACUCACUUCUCCCGACGUCAGAGAUUCCUUCGGCAUCGUUGUCUCUUACGCCGUCAAAGUAAAACUUUACCUCGGCGCUUUGGGCGGCGAACUUUCCGCCGAAUUACCAUUCAUACUCAUGCGACCAAAGCCUGCUGAUAGGGUCAAACUCAUGACCACCGAGAGCCUCGCCAUCGAGGAACUUCCCCACGAAGAAAAGACCAAGGAUUUUCAACCGAUCCAGAGCGGCUAGUACCGGCUUUUAUUCUCGUAGUUUUACCCUUUUUCAUUAUCUCCCCCCUCUUCGUUUAACUUUAUAGCGCUUUUGUCAUUCCCACUAAACAAUUUAUCAUCCGAGCAAGCGAAUUCACCGAAAAAUAAUUUAUAAAUUUCGUUCAAGAUCCUCCAAUUUCCAAUUCGCUCACAUCAAAUGGAGCUAAACAAGUUUUUUUCAUUCCGAAUAAAGUCACUUGACUAUUUUCCACUCGUCGUCCCAAAAAAUGCGUCUUUAUUCGAACGUUCGUCAGAGAAAAAAACACUCAAAAUUCUCCUCCGAAUAAAUUGGUGUAGGAAAAAGAACAAAAGUAUUUAAAAAGCCGAAUAAAACUGUUAAAAACUGGGCUCAUCCACCUUAUUAAGCAACAGAAUUAUUCCAAAUACCCUAAAAUAGUGUUAAGCUCAUAACGAACCGUUAGAAUUAUUCUUCCCAUAGUGUUAAGAGAUUGAAGAUGGACAUAUUCGUGAGAUGAAAAAUAUUGUUACCGACGAAACGUCGAAUGGUUCGAUCGGACGAGCCAACAGUGGCGUCCGAUAGUUUUUCUUUCAGAUUUUUCAUGAUCUGGAUAUUUGAAAAAUUGUCGAGCGUCAUGUGGAAAAAAGGAGGUAAAAAAAGAUGCAAAGAGGGAGAGAAAGGAGGAAAAUCUCUGGUUAACGAGAUGAACGUAUGGCGACUCGGGACUGCUGAGUGCAGGGUUUCUAUUUGGGAGCUUUCCCCGGGAACAAGAAUUACGUAAACACAGGGCCGUUACAGGUCAUUACCGUAAGUCGGAUUACAUCGAUUUUUUGCACCGGUGUGUGUGUGUGUGUGUGUAUGUGUGUGCUCCCACCGACGAGCGUAAUUCUUCUCAAGUCCGAAACGCAGCUGAUCAAUGAUGAACGUAACAAGACUUCGUUCUUAACGACGCUCGCGUUAUAAUAAUUUAAAAAAUUCUCCAAUCAUCGUGAGACUUACGAUCGGUGUAAAAUGAUUGUAUUUUCGAUUGACAAUCGUUUAUAUGACGAAUGCAAUGCUAUUCGACACGUUGAAAAUUUGAUAAAAUGGCAUCGAAAGGUGUGUCAGAUUUUAGAUAAAGCUUGAAAAUAAUCGACGAAAGCUGUGACUCAGCUUUCGACGAGGAGGAAUAAUUGUCGAUCGUGAAAAUUUUAUUGAAAAAUCGAAGAGAUAAAAUAACACUUUUCAUGAGACCAUUCUGCGUACGAUUAAAUUCGCUCAUCAACGAGUCAACGUACUUGCAAAUUUACAUUGGCAAACGACAAAGGCUUUUCCACGGUUUUAAGAUUCGUCUAUCGUUUUAGAUCGCUCGUUAUACAAUAAUCAAAUUUCCGUAGAUCAUCUAGUUCGCUUUAGUUCCAGGGAUCGUAACUUCAAUAAAAAUAGUAUUGUGUUACGUAUCACUGAAAUAUGAGUAAGCCCGAGUGAAAGUAUAUCCUCGGCAAGUAAUUUAAAUGGGUACAAUUAAAGCGUACAUUUAAUGGGAACCAAAUUAGUUGGUUUAGAAUAUUUCGCCAUGAUGACUGGAUUGAUUGACCAACAUUAAAAGGAUACCACAAAUAUACUCGUAGUUUCUAUGAGCUCUAUUAUAUCGUUAACUUAAACUUAAUAUUUAACUUUUAACGAGAAUCGAUCGUUGCGAGAGAAAAGCUCCAUUCAACGGAGUCUACUGACUCCGUACGAAAACUGAGAUCGCAUUUAAACGAGCUUCCAGCACGAUCCAAUGAAUUAAUCGUAGUUCGUAGCCAAUGAUAUUUUAUCGAAAUGUAAUAAUAUUCAAUCACGUCUGCUUGUAUUAUUAUGUGCGUGCAUCGUUCGUCGAAUGAUUAUUUAACGAAUAUCGCUUCUCAUAGACGACCACUGUUGAUGCUGAGGAAAGUGAAGGAUUUUCACUCCGUUACGAAACGAAUAAGCGAAAGCUUCGUUCUAUACGACAACUUGGCUCGAAUUUAUCGGUAUUCUCUUCUUCCCUUAAUUACACAUAUUAUCUCAUGAAAACCUCGCGUUUCCAUGGCUUAUCUAAUAAUAAUUAUAUGCAUAUAUUGUUAUUAACGUAUUAACAUAUUUAUAGAGACAAGAAUAUACAGACUGACGAUAUAUUUGGUUGUAAGUCCCCUUAAUGUCUACGUGUAUUCUCAACACCGGUGGUAAGUAUAUCAAAUGAGAACGACGGUGCAUCUUCCACGAGCGCAUGUCCGAACUACGGCCAACAACGCAUAGUUUUACUCUCUCGGUGAUCUCGCGCAUUUUAUUCCUCGCUGAGAAUAUAUGCUAAUGCUUAACAUAAGAUCUUCAGACUCCAGCUGAUCUCUUACAAACUCUAAGUACGUUACUAUCUUUUACAACGUUAUAUUAUGUAUUAUUUAUUUUAAAAGGUGUCUUCUAACAAAUAUGAAAUUCGAUAUCAUUGUAUAAGGAAAUAUGCGGCAUUAUGAAUAAACACGGAUACGAACACUC
Messenger RNA from Venturia canescens, 3742 nucleotides. It is a transcript of the gene Arr1, whose product is annotated as arrestin 1. Gene Ontology annotation, biological process: G protein-coupled receptor internalization; signal transduction. Gene Ontology annotation, cellular component: cytoplasm. The record is from RefSeq and is a predicted model, not a curated record. The coding region runs from base 116 to 1267 and encodes 383 amino acids. NCBI's taxonomy places the organism in Eukaryota, Metazoa, Arthropoda, Insecta, Hymenoptera, Ichneumonidae. The transcript has a single exon. Gene Ontology annotation, molecular function: G protein-coupled receptor binding.